Cetraspora pellucida is the source of this 915-nucleotide messenger RNA. NCBI's taxonomy places the organism in Eukaryota, Fungi, Glomeromycota, Glomeromycetes, Diversisporales, Gigasporaceae. The record is from the annotation of a GenBank genome assembly.
AUGAUGAUGAGCAGUAAAGAUCAAACUGUAUCUGUAUACCAUGGUGCUGAAGUCAAUGACAUAGGAACUUUCUUUUUGAUUUUGAAGGGUAUAGAAAGAGAAUCAAUAAGAGAAUACACUAAUCAGUACGAAGCCUAUGCUCAAACUGUUGAAAGUCACUGCCCUAAAAAUUAUAAAAAAGCCAAAAAGAAGGCAUUAGAGAUGGAGGAUUAUAAUAGAGACAAAGCUCUCAAUGAACAUAAAGCAUCAAACAUACCUGAAAAAACUCCACCAUUGAAGGAGAAGUUGAAUCAAUCUGAUAUUGAAAAUAUGAUUCAAAAUGUGGUAGCAAAAACUGGCCACAUCAUGAAGAAUUCCUUAAAUCAAAAUAAAAGUGAAAGUCAAACUGAUAAGGGCAUAACGUUCAAUAAUGCUGAUUGCACCUUGGGUUUUAAAGGAACUAAAUACUGGUGCACCAUUUCUUCUCCUAUGAGAUCCGCUUCUUUUGUGGUAUCAACAGUGCCCAGGAGUUGGAUAGAUGAAAUUCCAGCAAGUGAUUAUGAUGAUAGUAUGGAUAGUAAUGAUGAAAGUAACUAUAAAGAGGAUGUUGACGAUAUAAUAGUGGCAAAAAAUAAGGAUAAUGUAGUGCAACGACAAGUUAAACCUGUCGAUUAUGAGUGCCUAUGCGAUUUGGCAUUUGGAGGUUGGAUAAACUAUUGGCAUAUCAACGAUGAAAGGGAAAAUGGUUCAAUUGAAGGAAAGAAUGCUUUUGUUGUGUUGAGAUUAACAAUAAAAAAUAAUAAUUUAAUAAACCUAGGACCUAUGGUACGAGAUGAACCAAUAAGGACUAUAAGAAGGGUAAUGAAUAAGGAACAAACAGAUGAAGGAGAGUAUAUUUCUUCAGAAGAUUAUCUGUCAGAUUUUCUGGAAGAUUAA